UCGCCGGUUGCCGCUGCCCCGCUGCCUGGGCGGACGCGCGGCUGGGUCGCGCCGCUGUGUCCAUGGAGACGGGUGGAUACAAAGCGGGGCAGAGCGGCGACCGCUGCAGCGCCGGGUCCCGGCCGAUGUACGUUUGCAUCGGGCCUGCUCCGUCUCACUUCGUCGUCGUACAGCGCCGCUUUGUGCUUUGACCCGAAGAAACGCUUGCUCGAGCGUGUGACUGACCGAGUACUACGAACAUACGCAAAAGUAGGGGAGAGUUUCGUUGCGCUGAAUUUGUGAAGUUAUCAACAAAGAAAGGAAAAAACAAGAGAAAGAUUAUGAUCCAUUUAAAGUCAUCCGAGGGCCCUCAACCAUUAAAUUCUAAAAAUGUGAACAAGAAUGCAAGGGCGGGAAAAUCAACGCUUUUAAAUUCUGAGACCAUCUUAAAAACAGAUUCUCCUCGCACCUGUAAUUUGAAGUCUCUUCGAGCAAAGCGUCUGGCUUACUUUGUAAACCAUAAACAUAACUGCACAAAUUCAUCUACAGCCGAUGCCAAUUUGGGAUUUGAUGACCAACAAGUCACCAUUGAUCACACAAAUAGUGGCCAACAGAGUGAAAAUGUACUUAAAGCUGAGCAAAAUAUUUAUUUGCCAGAAAAAGAGCUUGAUAUCAAUGAGCUAGUUCAACGUACAAAAAUUCAGGAUGCACAGAAGUUCCAUGAUACAAAUUUAAAACCACCACUGAGAAUUUCGAAGAGUGAUGACAAAGCUACUUCCAUGCCAAAACCAGAUUAUCAUUUUCUGGAGAAUCCCACCGUAUCAGAAAUUCAGAAGCUAAGGCAUAUUCUAUGCUGGGCCCAGAAAAUCCUGAAAAAGGGUAAGGAAGUUUCAAAUACCCAAAUAUAUCAAAAUACUCUGACAGUAAAUGAAACAGAAUUGGCUGAGAACCACUUGAAUCCUGACAUAUCACAACCAACUACUUUUAAUUGGUCUUCAAGUACCAAGAGAAGUAUCCACAGUGGUGCUGCAAGCAGCAGAUUUGAUCAUACCAAUUACUCGUCAGAUAUUGCUGCCGAUAGCUGCAGUUACCUUGAUUUCUUAAGGCCAAGUAGUAGCGUGGAUCAGACAUCUUCCUUCACUACCACCCUGACUGAUGUGCAGGAACAAUGUACAUCGACAAAUACUGGCUAUUCAAGCAAACAUUAUUUUGAUUCUAAUAAUAUUUUGGAUAGAAAAUAUAGUGAGCAAGUAAACGCAUAUGAUAUUACAAAUGAAAAUUGCCAUUCUAUGACUAGUGAUGUGAGUGGGCUUAAAAGCGAUAAUUAUUUUUGGAUUCCCCUGGAGGAUGAGUCAGAUGAUAAAUAUGUCACUGAAAACAGACCAAAGAAAGUAUCUGUGGAACCUUUUGUAAAAAGCAAUAUUGAUCCACUGUUGUGCAAUAGUUACAAUCAUUACCAUCAAAAUAAUAGCGAAUCAAUCUCAUCAACCCGAACAAUUAUACAUAGAAAAUCUCCAAUAACAUAUUACAGUUCAGAAGUUUUGGCAAGCCCUGAUAAUCAGCAUGACUGUGCACCACACUACAUCAGUAGUAAGAAUGGUAACAAUAAUAAUAAUAAUUGGGAGCCAACUUUAUCAGCCAGAACGGUUAUACUUAGAAAAGCUCCUGUAACACAUUGUUACAGCUCAGCAGAUAUAUUGGCAAAUCCAGUUAAUCUGCAUAAUGCUGCACAACAUUCCAAAUCAAUUGUUUAUGAUAAAGAAAGACAUAAUUAUGCGUGGGAGGCCGAAAGAGUAGAACAAUACUCAGGAGGUUACCAAAAGCUUUCACUGGAAGAUUCAAAUAUUGCUGACAUACCAGGAGAUUCACUAAACCUGGCAGAUGCUGGUUUUAAUUUAAAAUCAUCAAUUACUUUAUCGGCUAUUCCAACCCCUUGUAAAGGAAUGGCUGAAAGUUCAAAUAUAGCAACAACAAUAAAUGCCAAAGAGAAUGGAACUAAGCUAGUCAGAGCUUCCCAAGAAAAUUCAAAUAGUGGCCAGUUACCUGAAAAAUGUAGGAACUUGUGCAUUAUCAAUUCAGAUGAAACUUCACUUGCAUAUUCAUCAAUAUCUCAAAAAUAUUGUGGUGAUAUAAUAUUGGACAAAAGAGGGAGUGAAAAUUUGCCAACUUUGGAAAGUUAUCUAUCAAAGAAAGAAACAAAUUGUAUAAAUGAAGAAAACAAAUUGAGACACCAAAUAGCUGGGACUAGGGCACAAAGUAGUUUUAAAUUAUCUUCAGUGCUUUUGCCACCAUUGUAUGAAUUCAACGAUUCAAUAAAGCCCAGCCUGUAUUUAGAAAAAGAGGAGCCUACAGAAAGUGAGAGAGAACAAAUCACAGAAGAAAGUUGUGGGUCUUUCCUCACUGCAAAUAAUCUGGUCAAAAUUUGCCCUGAGUGCAAAAGUGGUAAUAGUUCAACUGUUAACUGGUGCACAGAAUGUGGAUGUGUUCUGAUUGGGAUUCCACCACUGUUUGCCAGCAAUGUUGAUGGAAGAGCAUUCACAAAUCCCAGGGAUACUCCAAAUAAAGAGGAAAUCGACAUGUUGGUAGCAUUGGCAACAGAAAGAUUAAAAGAAAGCACUGGAAUUGUUGAGCCUGAGAUUUAUGAUUUUAAAGAUUCAGAAGAUAGCACAUGUUUCUCUUCAGAGCUGUGUGAACCUCAGCUUAGUGUAUAUGAGAGAUAUCUUUUGUACAUGGAAAACUUGGAAAAACUACGAGGCCCACAUCAAACAAACCAACAGCAGCAGACAGAUAUCCUUCCAGUAAAGGGAAACACAAAGCAGACAGAAACAAUGGAUGAAGACAACAGCUCCUAUGGAAAGCAUGAACUUGAAAAUAGUAUUACCACCUCAUUCAGGGUGUCGACAGAUUUCCCCGAUCAAACCUAUAGGAAAUAUGCUGUCUAUGAGCAAGAUUCUGAAGACAACUCAAUUCCCGCGUUAGACAUAGGAACGAUAUCUUCGGGAGAAAAUGUACCAGGAUUUUCAGUACUGCAUUGUGGUUUUCAGAAGAAAAAAUACUUGCAACAAAAGAACAAUUAUGAAACAUCGAAGAACAUUUCACACGGAGUUGUUUUGAAGCAAAAUCGUGGAAAUCAGGAUUUAACUUCUUUGGAAUAUGAGAACAAUAAAGAAACUUUCAAAGAUGCAGAGAAAAGGCCCAAGAGGAGAAAAAAUAUCCAGGCAAGCAUUAAUCGAUAUCAAAGAUGUUGGGAGAGGUCUAGUAUUGCAUGGUCAUCCUAUACCCAUGGAGGUACAAAGACCAGGUCAACACAAAUAAAUCACUCAGGACCAAUUGGAGACUGUCAGGGAAAGAAAGGAAAACCACUGCCACAUGACGGUCCUUCAGCUGUGCCAAUGAUGAACAGUAAGGGGCCGGGAAAGCAACACAUCAAAAGGCCCUUAAGUGCUAAUAUUCUGGACAAUAAACAAGCACCACAAGAAGCACGAAAAUCUAAAAUAUUCUUUCAAAAUGCAACAGUGGCUGGAAGGCCAACGACAAAACCUCGUAAGUUUAAACAAUAA
This is a messenger RNA of Amblyraja radiata (thorny skate), 3539 nucleotides long. RefSeq lists its product as uncharacterized. Lineage: Eukaryota; Metazoa; Chordata; Chondrichthyes; Rajiformes; Rajidae. The record is from RefSeq and is a predicted model, not a curated record. The coding region runs from base 321 to 3539 and encodes 1072 amino acids. The transcript has 6 exons.